AUGAGUGGCGGUAUUUACGGUGGAGACGAAGUCAGUGGUGUCGUGUUUGAUGCCGGUUCACAUACCUUACGUGUCGGCUUUGCGGGAGAGGAGUAUCCCAAAGGUGAUAUCCCUUCCUACGUCGCUGUUCAAGAAGUUGAAGCAGAUGAAGACGUUGAGAUGAAGGAAGGGGCUGAAUCGAACAAUGUGAAAAAGAAACGAAAUAUGUUUAUUGGAACGACAAAAAUAGUUGUUCCAAGGCCAAAGACUACGAUUCAGAGCUUUAUGAAAGAUGGGAUGAUUGAAGAUUGGGAAAUGUUUGAAAACCUCUUGGAUUACUCUUACAGUGAAGUUCUUCACAGUGAAACUCAAUAUCACCCUGCUCUGUUCACAGAAAGUGCGUGGAAUGAUAAAGCAAAACGCGAACGUUUGACAGAACUCAUGUUUGAGAAGUACAACAUUCCUGCGUUCUUUCUUUGCAAAAAUGCUGUAUUAACCGCGUUUGCAAAUGGUCGCACUAGCGGUCUCGUGGUCGACAGCGGGGCAACGCAAACCUCAGCUGUUCCCGUUUACGAUGGCUAUGCUGUCACACAUGCUGUUGUGCGAUCCCCUAUCGGAGGAGAUGUGAUCUGUGAGCAAUUACAACACAUGUUGGAUGAGCAGAACAUUGAGGUGGUGCCUAUUUAUAAAAUAGGUGGAAAGGAAGAAGUUAAUGAGAACGAGCCACCUCGUUGGACCAAGAGGAAAGGUUUACCGGAAGUCACAGAGAGUUACGACAAGUUCAUGAAGAAGCAGAUCCUCGAAGAUAUGGCAGUUUCCGUUUUGCAAUUAUGUGAUACUCCUCUUGAUGCUGAAUAUGCCGAAAAGUUGCCAUCUGCACCAUAUUCGUUCCCGAAUGGUUUUACCAAGGAGUUCCUUGCUGAGCGUAUAAAAGUCCCGGAAAGCCUUUUUGACCUCAAGUAUCUUCGUAAUAUGCCAGCAACACAGUCGACCUUACUAAAUGUGACCCAGAUAGCAACUACAGCUGCAGGAAUGUGCGACAUCGACAUACGUCCGACCUUAUACAGCGGUCUCAUGGUUACUGGCGGAAAUUCUCUCAUCCUUGGAUUCACUGAACGGCUCAAUCACGACCUGGCCCACAAAUGCCCUCCGACGAUUAAACUCCGUGUAUCCGCUGCACCCACACCCAUGGAGAGACGAUUUGGUGCUUGGAUUGGCGGUUCAAUCUUGGGAUCACUGGGAUCUUUCCAACAAAUGUGGAUUGCCAAGUCUGAGUACGAUGAGACUGGAAGAACUAUCGUGGAAAAUCGGUGCCCUUGA
Messenger RNA from Haemonchus placei, 1299 nucleotides. The record is from the annotation of a GenBank genome assembly. Lineage: Eukaryota; Metazoa; Nematoda; Chromadorea; Rhabditida; Trichostrongylidae.